Molecule: messenger RNA, 770 nt
Organism: Homarus americanus (American lobster)
Lineage: Eukaryota; Metazoa; Arthropoda; Malacostraca; Decapoda; Nephropidae
Product: forkhead box protein O4-like
Exons: 1
Coding region: 153-770 (205 amino acids)
Biological process (GO): regulation of transcription by RNA polymerase II
Cellular component (GO): nucleus
Molecular function (GO): DNA-binding transcription factor activity, RNA polymerase II-specific; RNA polymerase II cis-regulatory region sequence-specific DNA binding
Source: RefSeq, a predicted model, not a curated record
GCGUAGCCUAAGGACGCGCGCUCCUGUGUGUGAUGAUCAUGUUGAGCCGCCCCGGGCCCCGGUGACGCGCGCGGCGUGCUACUCCACCAUCACUGUGUCACCACUUACUUCACUCUCAAUUAGUGUCAUAAUUGUUCUGCGUUAUUUGAAUCAUGGCUUCAAGCUUCUUUUCGUUAGUGAAAGAGGAACCCGAUGUUGGGCAUGAUAUGGAAACUACGCCCGUGGCAUUGCCGCCCACCAGUGUGGGUAUGAGCGGCCACACACCCCCAGGUGGUGGUGGUCGGCACGUGGGCGGACCGCCUCUGCAGGCGGGGAUGCCCCUCACGCCCGUGACACCCACCACCCACCAACCCCCACCUCUCCGCCGCCUCGAGAUUGACCCAAACUUUGAGCCCGUGGCCCGUUCCCGCUCUAACACGUGGCCGCUGCCGUGCCCUGAGGGGUACAUGGAGGGCGAGGAGCCCGUAGCGGUAGCUGCCGAGGGCCCUGUCCCUGUGGACCAGAUCCGACCCCCGGGCACCAUAGGCGGACCGGGCGACCCCUCGGGCGGUCCUCCCAAGAAGAACACUUCCCGCCGCAACCCUUGGGGCAACAUGUCUUACGCCGACCUCAUCGCCCAGGCCAUCAUGUCAUCGCCUGAGGGACGCGCCACGCUAUCCCAGAUCUACGACUGGAUGGUGCAGAACGUGCCAUACUUCAAGGACAAGGGCGACUCCAACUCCUCUGCCGGCUGGAAGGUAGGCAGCAGGAAGAGCGUGGCGGCGGCCUAG